AACACUGACAAAAAUAGUUGAGUGUUUGAUUUUAAUUUAAGAAAGAUGGGGAAAUUAAUUUCCAAAAGGCUUGGAGUGUUUGUGAUGAUAUUUGUGUUUGCUAUAGGUAUAGCAGAAUGUAGAAAACUUGAGAAGGAAACCCUUGGAGGUGGUUUAGGUGGAGGCGUCGGAGGAGGGGUUGGUGGUGGCCAUGAUGGUGGUUUAGGUGGAGGCUUUGGAGGUGGAAAAGGUGGUGGGGUAGGAGUUGGAGGUGGAGCCGGUGCAGGUGGUGGUGGCGGCCUUGGAGGUGGAAAAGGUGGAGGCAUAGGAGGUGGAGCUGGUGGUGGUGCUGGUGGAGGUAUAGGAGGUGGAGCUGGUGGUGGUGCUGGAGGCGGUGCUAAUGGUGGUUUUGGAGGUGGAAAAGGUGGAGGGAUAGGAGGUGGAGCUGGUGGUGGAAAAGGUGGAGGCAUAGGAGCAGGUGGUGGUGUCGGUGGUGGCACUGGAGGCGGUGCUGGUGGUGGUUUUGGAGGUGGAAAAGGUGGAGGGAUAGGAGGUGGAGCUGGUGGUGGAAAAGGUGGAGGCAUAGGAGUAGGUGGUGGUGCUGGAGGCGGUGCUGGUGGUGGUUUUGGAGGUGGAAAAGGUGGAGGGAUAGGAGGUGGAGCUGGUGGUGGAAAAGGUGGAGGCAUAGGAGCAGGUGGUGGUGCAGGUGGUGGCGCUGGAGGCGGUGCUGGUGGUGGUUUUGGAGGUGGAAAAGGUGGAGGGAUAGGAGGUGGAGCUGGUGGUGGAAAAGGUGGAGGCAUAGGAGCAGGUGGUGGUGCCGGUGGUGGCGUUGGAGGCGGUGCUGGUGGUGGUUUUGGAGGUGGAAAAGGUGGAGGGAUAGGAGGGGGUGCUGGUGGUGGCUUUGGAGGUGGAAAAGGUGGAGGGAUAGGAGGUGGUGCUGGCGGUGGUUUUGGAGGUGGACAAGGCGGAGGUAUAGGAGGUGGAGUUGGUGGUGGAGGAGGUGCUGGUGGUGGCGGUGGCUUUGGAGGUGGUGCUGGUGGAGGAAUUGGAGGAGGAUUUUAGUUGCAAAAUGUGCAUGCUUAAAAAUAUUAUAACUUGUAAGCGUGCAUGCUAAUGCAUGAUGUGGUUGACUAUGACGUAUCAUACUGCCAUACUAAUUAAUAUUAUUGAGUAAAAUAAAAAGCAAUGCUUUCUAGUUUCA
Gossypium raimondii (Peruvian cotton) is the source of this 1180-nucleotide messenger RNA. Its product is annotated as glycine-rich cell wall structural protein. The transcript has 2 exons. The record is from RefSeq and is a predicted model, not a curated record. NCBI's taxonomy places the organism in Eukaryota, Viridiplantae, Streptophyta, Magnoliopsida, Malvales, Malvaceae. The coding region runs from base 46 to 1041 and encodes 331 amino acids.